AUGUUCUUGGUGUAUGGAAUCAACCGGUUUGCAAGUGCAGAACUUGUAUAUCGUUUCCUUUUUUUGGUGGUUGCUCGUCCAUUGGUUUCUCUUUCUGGACUGUCUUCGACGAUCCACGCUCCACGCAGACCCUCCAGGCGCCGAAGUCGGCACGACCUUGGCGCCAGGACCAUUGACCGUGGGACUUUGCUGAAGCUUUUGGAUUUGAUUCGGCAGUUGGGUCCACUGGACACCUGGUUUUACUUCUUGAAGGCUGUGUGUGCUCCUUUGCAGACCGCGUUGCCCAUCAUGCAGCAACAUGUGUUGAGGUGUUUGGUCUUCGGCGGGCAGCGGUCGCUGGUCGAUGAGGCCCACGUGGCGGAGAAGAACAGGACGGAGCUCUUGGUCUCGGUGCGGCUGGGACGUCCCACGGGCACACCGCUGGGACAACGUUCCACCCACAUCACCCCCUUGGAGAAGGUGCUGGGUCAUCAACUGAUCACGGAGGGUCUCUGCGAUAUUCUGAUCUCUUGGACUUAUCCCAACAGCUCCCUGAAGCGGAAUUCAUGGGUGAAGCCCGGACGCCGCUGGGUUGCUGGGCAGGGCGCCUUGUUCCAUGGGCCUGACGCCUUGGGGUUGAAGGUGGUAGAGUUCCACCAAAACCGCGCGUGGGCCCCUUGGCACAUCUGGAGUGAUAGCGAGGAGCAGGUAUAUAUUUCUUGUUCUGAUUGUUUUUUGUUGGAGUUUGUGGACUGGUUUGAAUCAAUCAAGGGGUCGAGGCGAGGCGCACGUGAUAGUUCGGAUGCCGGCAGGGUCUGGUUGAUUUGA
This is a messenger RNA of Durusdinium trenchii, 807 nucleotides long. The record is from the annotation of a GenBank genome assembly. Lineage: Eukaryota; Dinophyceae; Suessiales; Symbiodiniaceae.